Penicillium nucicola is the source of this 882-nucleotide messenger RNA. Its product is annotated as RTA1 domain-containing protein. The transcript has 3 exons. Lineage: Eukaryota; Fungi; Ascomycota; Eurotiomycetes; Eurotiales; Aspergillaceae. Gene Ontology annotation, cellular component: fungal-type vacuole; plasma membrane. The record is from RefSeq and is a predicted model, not a curated record. The coding region runs from base 1 to 882 and encodes 293 amino acids.
AUGGCGAGUUACUCGACCUGCUUCUCCGUGGGCCCCUUGUGCCCAGUUGAAGCAACCACAUAUGGCUAUUACCCCAGCUUCGGUGGGAAUGUCUUCUUCACAGUGUUUUUCGGCGUUCUCGGCCUGUGUCAGGCCGGUCUGGGUAUCUAUUACCGGACAUGGACAUUUUUGACAGCUCUCUUCAUCGGCACCAUCAUGGAAAUGGCAGGAUAUAUUGGCCGAGUCUUGAUGAACGACAAUCCAUGGUCUGGUCCCGCCUUCAAGCUCCAGAUCGUGUGUCUGGUGCUCGCGCCCACCUUUGUCGCAGCCGGUAUUUACCUGACACUGAAGCACAUCAUCCUCAACCUGGGGCCACAACAUUCAAUUCUGAAGCCGCGCCUUUUCACCUGGAUCUUCAUUGGUUGUGAUAUUGGAUCUCUCAUCCUGCAGGCCGCCGGAGGUGGUGUCGCUGCAGCCGCUGGUAACAAUGAUGUGGCCAUGUUGAAGGCUGGUGACAAUAUUAUCAUUGCUGGUAUCGCUUUCCAGGUCGGAACAAUGGUCGUGUGUGGUGUUUUCGCGGUCAUCUUCUUCUGGAGGGUGUUCAAGCAUGGUGAUGGUCUGGCAGGAGAGAAGAAUCUGGAUACUGGUAUUUCAGCUAUCACCCCCAAGUGGAUGCCAUACAUUAUUGGUGCCGAGGUCUUUGCCUACUUCACCGUCCUGAUUCGGUGUAUCUACCGUAUCCCGGAGAUGGCUGGCGGCUGGGGAAAUCCCCUCAUGCAGAAGGAGGACGAGUUCCUGGUCUUGGACGGAAUGAUGAUUGCUUUCGCCUGCUUAGCUUUCACCAUCUGCCACCCUGGUGUCUUUCUCCCAUCCAUGCGCACCGGACACAAGAAUCGUGCAUAA